CGAUGAAUCCCCAGGAGAGAGAGAGAGAGAGAGAGAGAGAGAGAGGAGGCCAGGAUUGGAGCGCAAUCCGUGAAGCGGGAUUACUAGCUCUCCUUAUCCUAUCUCUCUAACCUCUUCACCUUCUCACACCUUCUCAUCUUCCAUCUCCAUCUUCUUGUUAUCCAGAUUGGUGUUCUGUGCAGAGAACAGGGGUUUGCGCCUCUGAGAAGGUCCUCUCAUGGCGCCCAAGUCUGGCCGCUGUAGAGGAAACAGAGGCAAAUCUGAAAGGAAGAAGAAGGAAGAGAAGACGGUGCCUAGCGUUGUGGAUGUGACGGUGUUCACGCCCUAUGAAUCCCAACUGACACUCAAGGGAAUUUCCAGUGAUAGGAUACUGGACGUGAGAAGGCUGCUGGGAUCCAAUGUGGAGACUUGCCAUCUCACCAAUUACUCCUUGUUGCACGCGGCACGUGGGCAGCGAUUGAACGACGCCGUGGAAAUCGUGUCGAUCAAACCAUGCGUUCUGAGAAUGGCGGAAGAGAACUACGCCACAGAGCAGCAGGCCGUUGCACACGUGCGAAGGUUGUUGGACAUCGUAGCUUGCACCACAGCUUUCGGAAAACACAAGCAGCAUCAACAUCAGCAGCAGCAGCCUCCUAAUGCCUCCUGCCCAAUUACCGAUCCCAUCCUGGAAGCUACAGUUCCUGCCAUUUCCGACAAGUUCGACAUGGCGGCGAUCCACGUGCCUCCUAAGCUCGCCGAAUUCUAUGAUUUCUUCUCCUUCUCACAUCUCAGUUCUCCAAUUCUGUUUAUAAGGAGACGUGAAGAAGGAAUUGCACGGGAGAGGCAGGAAGGUGAUUAUUUCGAACUAGAGGUUAAAGUUUGUAAUGGUAAGUUAAUAAAUGUGGUGGCUUCAGUCAAAGGGUUUUAUACUAUUGGCAAACAUUCUGUAUUAUGUCAUUCUCUUGUGGAGUUGUUACAGCAACUUAGCAGCGCAUUUUCAAAUGCAUACGAUGCAUUGAUGAGAAGUUUUGUUGAACAUAACAAGUUCGGUAAUCUGCCAUAUGGAUUUCGUGCAAAUACAUGGCUCGUGCCUCCUAUUUUUGUGGACUCUUCUAUGAGGUGCCAUUCUCUGCCUGUGGAAGAUGAGAAAUGGGGAGGAAAUGCUGGUGGUUAUGGCAGAGAUGAUAAGAAUGUCCAUAGACCAUGGGCAGCAGAGUUCUUGUCAUUGGCAAAGAUUCCAUGUAAAACUGAAGAGGAAAGGUUGAUCCGUGAUAGAAAGGCAUUUUUACUGCACAAUGUAUUUGUAAACACAGUAAUUUUUAAAGCUGUCUCAACAAUUCAAAGUAUCAUGAACAACAAAGAUUUGUCUACUUCACAAGGCUUAAAGCUACAUGAAGAACAAAUAGGAGAUUUUAGGAUAGUUGUACGACGGGAUCACAAUAAUGCUAGUAUGAAAUUAGAGGACAAAAUUGAUGGAAGCCGAUUACUUAAUCUCUCUGUUAAAGAGGUAGCCAUAAGGAAUCUUCUGAAAGGGUUGACUGCAGAUGAAAAUGUUGCUAUAAAAGACACUAGAGCUUUAGGCGUUGUCAUAGUUAAACAUUGUGGCUAUACUGCCACAGUUACAGUUUUAUACUGCAAGGAAGUAAAUAGCAAUGCAAAAAAGAGUAUUGUUCUUCCAAAACCAAAUAACAUUGAUGAAGAUGACCAACCAGAAGGAGGUGCCAAUGCUUUGAAUAUCAACAGAUUGAGGGUUUUGCUACCAUUGUCAUCGUAUACAGAAUCAGCAGGGGGAUGCCAAUCUUCUGUUUCCAACUUGAAUGAUGUCAAAGCUGCAAAGUCAUUAGUAAGAAAAAUUAUUAGUGAUAGCUUACAAACGUUAGAAGCCUUAUCUCUAUGUAAGGAGAGGUAUAUCAGAUGGGAGCUCGGUGCUUGCUGGUUGCAGCACUUGCAGCAAAAGGGUGCAUUAGAAGGUACUGAACCGAAAGGCAAUAGCACAGAUAGUUCGGAUGAACCUGUUAUCAAAGGUCUAGGGAAGAAGUUUGAAAAGUUAAAAAAGUUAAAAAGGAAAACGGGGAAUGCAGAUAAGAAAGAUGAGAAUGAAGGUACAAAUUCGGGCAACAAAUUUGGAAGAGAAACAGCUAAUUUUGAAGAGUUGAAGCAGCGUGAAUUGGACCAUGAGGAACAGCUAAGGAAACUCCUAUCAGAAGAAGCGUUCAACUUUUUGAAAGAUUCAGAAACAGGACUCCAUAAAAAGUCAAUAGAGGAGCUUACCAAGAUGGCACAUAAAUUUUAUGAUGAUAUUGCACUUCCAAAGCUGGUGGCAGAUUUUGCAUCUCUUGAGCUUUCUCCAGUUGAUGGAAGAACUCUUACUGAUUUCAUGCAUAUACGAGGACUUAGAAUGUGUUCCUUAGGAAGAGUGGUUGAACUUGGAGAAAAACUCCCACAUAUUCAGUCAAUUUGCAUUCAUGAGAUGGUCAUUCGUGCUUUCAAGUACAUAGUUCGUGCAGUUAUUGCUUCUGUGGAGAACUUACCUGAUUUACCGGCAGCAAUCGCUGCAACUUUGAACAUUUUAAUGGGUACACCAAAAAUGGAAAAUUUUGACAGUGACAUGACUAGUGAGCACAAUAUGACAAUAAGGUGGAUACAGACCUUCCUGUUGAAAAGAUUUGGUUGGAAGAUAAGAGAUGAAUUUAACCACUUGCGUAAGUUUGUAAUACUACGAGGCCUUUGCCAGCAGGUGGGAUUGGAGUUGGUUGCUAAAAAUUAUAACAUGGAUGCUCCAAACCCAUUUGAGAAGUCUGAUAUUAUCAGCGUUGUUCCUGUGUGCAAACAUGUGGUUUUAUCUUCUGCUGAUGGUAGGAACUUGUUGGAGUCAUCAAAGGCAGCUUUGGACAAAGGAAAGCUCGAUGCUGCUGUAAGCUUUGGAACAAAGGCACUUACUAAAAUGAUAGCAAUUUGUGGUUCAUAUCAUCGCUUGACUGCUAAUGCCUACAGUCUCCUAGCAGUAGUGCUAUACCAUACAGGUGAUUUUGAUCAGGCAACAAUAUAUCAGCAGAAGGCACUAGACAUUAAUGAGAGAGAGCUUGGACUCGACCAUCCAGAUACCAUGAAGAGUUAUGGGGAUCUUUCUGUUUUCUACUACCGUCUCCAACACAACGAAUUGGCUUUGAAGUAUGUAAAACGUGCACUUUAUCUUCUUCACUUCUCAUGUGGACUUUCACAUCCAAAUUCUGCUGCAACAUAUAUAAAUGUCGCAAUGAUGGAAGAGGGAAUGGGAAAUGUUAAUGUUGCACUUAGAUACCUCCACGAGGCCCUGAAAUGCAAUAAAAGGUUAUUAGGGCCUGAUCACAUACAGACUGCUGCAAGCUACCAUGCUAUUGCGAUUGCCCUCUCCAUGAUGGAGGCCUAUACACUCAGUGUGCAACAUGAGCAAACCACUUUGCGAAUUCUUCAAGCCAAACUUGGACCAGAAGAUCUUCGCACUCAGGAUGCUGCUACUUGGCUUGAAUACUUUGAAUCAAAAGCUUUGGAACAGCAAGAAGCCGCUCGAAGAGGCAUCCCAAAGCUUGAUGCAUCAAUUGCUAGCAAAGGUCAUCUGAGUGUUUCAGAUCUACUUAACUACAUAAACCCUGAUCAAGAUUCAAAAGAAAGAGACAGGAGAAAAAAACAAGGAAAUUCAAAGAACAGCAGACCCAGUCAUGAACAAUCCAUCAAAUUCAUAGAAGAUGCUCAAACUAAAGGAGAAUUAUCACACAUUGGUUCUGUAAAAGAAGAAUUGAAUCAGGUGAGAAAUGAGGCUGACAAUCAUUCAGAUAAUUCAAAAGAGCACAACAGUGUGGUCCUUAGUGAUAUCAGACAGGAAGAUGCAAUAUCUCCUGCCGAAUCUGCUGAAGAAGGUUGGCAAGAGGCAACCUCAAAAGGACGUUCUGGAUACACGAGAAGAAGUUUCCGAUCCAAAAGGGCAAAUGCCUCUAAAGAAACAUUAAACAACUUGCAGUCAGCAAGCUUUGCAACUGCUGGUUUUAAGAAACGUUUGCCUUCAUUACCAAAAUUACCAACCAGAACUACUGCAGUUGAUGCUUCUUACAUGGAAAAAGGUUUGACGACAGGAAGCUCAAAUAGUGGAGAUGAUACAAAUAAAUCACUCAUUAAGACCCUUGAAGCUGAUAUUACUGCAGAAAAAACUGAUAAAGUCAGCAGCUAUUCUAGGCUUGCCAUUGUCGCUUCAAAGUUUGUGUCUUACAAAGACGUAGCAAUUUCACCACCAGGAACACUUCUGAUGUCAAAAUUGGAGCAAGAGGAAGAGAAUGAAAGUGGUGACCCAAAGGUAAACCCUGACUUGGUAGAGAUUUCAGAGGACGAAAUCAAGAAACAAGAAAAUGCCUCACAAGAAGAAACAUUGAGCAACAAUAGCGAAAGGGAGGCUCAAUCAAGUGAUGGGAACACAUCAAAUUCAACUGAAAAAAUGGACACUGAUACAAAUCAGGAAUUGACAACCAAGAUAGAGACAACGAAUGGGAGUAAACUUUCGGCUUCAGCUCCUCCUUUCAAACCAGGAUCAUUAUUGUCUAUGUCUCAUCCAUAUAACUCAGUUGCUACCAGAGGAUGUUAUGACUUGAGAGUUUCUCAACAGAUGAUGACUCGAUCCUUAGAAAUUCCCUCAACUCAAUCUGUUAAUUCCAGAGUACCAUGUGGUCCAAGAUCAAAACUGUACUACAGGACAGUUCAUUCGUCCCGAAGGAAACAUUUCCAUUCCAACACCCAGAAAGUCUUUGCAAACAGAAGCAGACCUACGUCUACCAUCAUGAACCCUCAUGCAGCUGAAUUUAUGCCUGUAAAAGUUUUGGAACAACAAGAUCACUCUGAUGCUAUUCCUGCAACACAAAUUCCUACAACUGAAGGGAACAAUUCCAAUGAUCGAACUUCUAUAGUUCUUGAGGAAGAUAAAUUGGAAACUGAUAAAGUUUCUGAUGAAGGAAAUAUCGAGAGGACUCAACUUAAUGGAGGACAAGAUUUGCAAGAGAAAUGUAGAGCGAUGGAGAGUUCGGCAGCUUUGAAGAGGACUGAACUUGCAAGGCAUAUUCUGCUCAAUAUCUUUUUUAAGUCCAAGAGAGAUAGUUUCAGGUCCCCAGCUGAAGCUCAGGACACUGUCAACACACCUAGUCAUAAUAGAACAAGUACAGGGAAUAUUACCAGUGAAGCUAAUCCAGGUCAUGGUUCUCAACCCCAUACUCAUGGAUCACCGAAACGUACAGAGAAGAUUCAAAGCCAGGACACUGAAGGAUUUACCAUGGUCUCAAAGAGAAGAAGCAAACAGCAGCAACCCUUGGAUGCAGUUCAUGGUCUGUACACUCAACAGUCUAUAUGUGCGUAGGUGAGUCUCCAAAGAUUUUGAAGCAAGCACUUAAAGAUCUAUAAGAAUAUUCCUUGAGAAUGCUGAGUUUUGGAAAUAAAUCUUCCUCCCAAUCAAGGUUGUAGAGAAGUGCCUUGUAACUCCAAACCAAGUUUUCUACUUGAUGAAUUGGAGCUUUACAAACAGGGAACUCUACACCAUCUUUCUGGUCCAUAAUAAAUUCUUUGGAGAUUCGCCAAGAGAGUUAGAUGAAUUUUGAUAUUAUUUUAUAGUUUUUGAGUUUGUAAAGCUCAAAAAAAAAACUUCAACUAUCGAAUCCCACGGUUCAGUGCCUCAUUUGGAGCAACUUCAAUAUGUAUAUUUAUGUGCCUGUUUCUGCUUUUCUGAGGUCUGAAAUUUCUGCUAUCGAAUUAGGUGGUUGACCAGCUUCUACAUUUGAAAAA
This is a messenger RNA of Zingiber officinale, 5775 nucleotides long. Its product is annotated as protein TSS-like. The record is from RefSeq and is a predicted model, not a curated record. Bases 218 to 5353 code for a protein of 1711 amino acids. Gene Ontology annotation, biological process: organelle organization. Gene Ontology annotation, molecular function: protein binding. The transcript has 23 exons. Gene Ontology annotation, cellular component: cytoplasm. Lineage: Eukaryota; Viridiplantae; Streptophyta; Magnoliopsida; Zingiberales; Zingiberaceae.